Molecule: messenger RNA, 12198 nt
Organism: Xiphophorus maculatus (southern platyfish)
Lineage: Eukaryota; Metazoa; Chordata; Actinopteri; Cyprinodontiformes; Poeciliidae
Product: up-regulator of cell proliferation-like
Exons: 10
Coding region: 5746-11037 (1763 amino acids)
Molecular function (GO): GTP binding
Source: RefSeq, a predicted model, not a curated record
GGUUUGGAUCAGUUCUACAGGAAGAAACUGUCACUCAGCAAGAUACUGGAGAUCAAUGAGAAGAUCAUCAAUGAUGAGCCUCCAAAGUGUGUCCCUCUUUUUCCCAGAUUACCCUCUGUGUAUUUAACCCUACUUGUGCCAUCUGCCCCUUGUCGAAUCCUUGUCAUGUGUAUCCCAUGAAUCUACCUGUGUCUCUGUUCCAUGCUUAUCUGUGCUUCCAGGAUUUCGUGUACUUUAUCAUUAAAAUCAUAACUUCACACUAAACCUGGGUCCACCGCGUUAUUCCUCACCACUACAAUUCCUCAAUUCAUGACACCUUCUUCACAUAAUCAUCUCAAGAACAGAACCAGCCGUCUUUAUCAGGCAUUUCAGCUUUUUAAGGUCUCUGGCUCUGAUGCUGCUGCAGACCUUUGUUGCAUCAAUUCAUUGUUGCUAAUGCUAAUUGUGGUAAAUGUCUUCAUAUGUUUUUGCAUUAACAAAGUACACUGACUUUCAUAGCAGCUGAUCUUUGCGUUUUACUAAAAUAAAUAAAAAACAAAUGCAGAGCUUCUCAAUCAUCAACUUUAGUUGAAAAACAAUUUUCUAAAAGAAAAUACAUAUUAUAAGUCAUCCUCAAUCGUUUUUCUUUUUUGUUGAAACGUCUGCAGUUUUCACUUGAACAAUUUCAUUAUGGUAAAUGUUACAUGUUUUGGAUUAACUUGGAUUUUACCAAAUUUCCAGAUACUAACAGUUUUUGUCAGCCUGAAAACAAUGUUAUUCAAUUUUACAUUGUUUUUCUGCAGUACACUGAAGACCAGUAGUGUGGUAAAAUAUGCUGCACACUGGCAGCUCUACCUUGGUCAGUUUUUGGUCAAUGCUCAAGACAACAAACCUGGACAAUUUUUGAAUCUGGUGGAGAAGUUGUAUAAGACAGUGGAAGUGUUUGGUAUUGAAAUUUAAAUCAGCAGUGAACCAUAAAUCCUGCUGGACUCUUUGGUUGCACAUCAAGGUGGAAGCCACAUCUCUCAGGAAGACAAAAAGACCUUUGACCUUUUCAAAAUCUCAACAAUUGAGCUUGUUAGCAAAGAUAAAUUGUCAAAAUGCCAGUGAUAAUGUUUUUUAAAUAAAUAAUGAACCUGGAUCACUGUGGUACCUGUGAAAUUGUUGAGUUUCUUCAAGUCAUAGAAUAAAAGUCAAAGGUCAAAACUAAUUUAAGUCAAAGCUGGAGGAGUUAAAGGAUUUUUACAAACCCUUAAAGGGAGGAGUUGUUGCACAGAUGGCCAGAGAUGAUGAAUAUUAUGGACUUAUCAAGAACUGUAUUUUAUUAGUAAAAUAAUCACAGUUGUUGAGAUCAUGUAUAUAUGAGACAAUUUGUUUUUAUCCUUCCAACAAGUCACAGAUGUAUCAUAGUUAACAAUUUCCACAUUUCAAAGCUGUAGUGGAAGUUUUAAUUUAUUGCUAGUCUACAAAUAAAUAAGAUUUUAAUCUGUAUCAGAUUGUUGGGAACUUAAACAAAGCUGAUAUAUCGGAAUGCUUUAAAAAACACCAAAAAUAAUGGUUGUAAUGUAGUUAGUAUAAAUUGGACCAAGUAUAUUUUAAUAAUCAUAUGACUGCUGCCUUUUUAUCAGCAUUGUACAAACAAAGCUCUUCUGUAAAUUAAUCAAUUUAAUUUAUAACUGUUAAUUUAUAACUUGCAAAUUUUGAUCUCUUAGAGGAGCUAAUAUAGAAAAAUUAUGUAGAGUUAGCCCCCAUUAACUAUUUUGAUUGUUAAAGUAUUCUACACGUUAAACCGCUAUUAUUAGUGUUUAUUUAGCAUGACAGUAACAAAUUAGAUUAUGAUAUACCCCAUAAUCCUGUGGUGACAACUACAGUUUUAAAAAGACCCUGUUUGUCUAUUUCCUCCAGUAGAGACCCGAACAGUACUGUGGCUCAGCUGCUUUGGACAUUAUACACACCAUAUUAUUCAGUUUAAUUCAGCUCAUUUUUAUAGCACCAAUUCACCACAAAUGUGACAACAAUUUGUGGUCACAUUGUUGUCAGCAGCACAGAAAAGCAUAUCUUUUCUGUGCUGCUGUAUUACUGUAGUAAAGUUUGAUUGAUUCAGUUAUAAAUUACUUUGAUGAUGAAGUGAUAAGGAAGAGAGGUAACCACAAACAGAAAGCAAAAACUAAAGUUGAUGUUAGUGAACUGAUGCAGGUUUCCUGAAGAGUAGAAACCGAUCUGUGAAGUACUUGAAAGCAGAGUCACAAAUUAGUAGAAUAAUCUCAAUGAGGAAGUUAAUUAUCAAGGUUUCAUUCUGAAGUCAAGACAUCUGAUAAGAAGGAAGAUCAUACCAUUGAUUGUGUUUGGGAUUUACCCCAGACCCAUGGAGGAAAAGGACUGAACUGAAAGCAGAACAAGAAACUGGUAAAUAUCUCUGAAUGCACAGCUUUACCUCAGUGGUAUGAUGAGAAUCUAGGAAGGAGGAAAUUCAACAAAACUGGGCGUCAAACUGAUAUCAUAGAUAAACUCACUGUAGAUCAGAAUGUUUCCUCUUAUGCAGUGAAGUAAGAAAUGAGGAAACACAAGAACAUUUUGAUCUUGAUGGCUGAGUAAAAACUGCAUCUCCAAUAAAUAAUAUUGGAUCCAAAGUAAAGUUCAGCCUAUUGUUUGUGAAUCCAGUGUUCAUACUGGCUCAAAAGUAAAACCAGCUGCUGGUCAAUCCUCCAACGCCACGUCGCAACACAGACUGAUCAGAAACUAACUGAUGCUCUAAUCCAGGUCCAGGUAAAGAUCCUUCAGGAGAACAUCAGGCGUCUCAUCAGGAACAUGGCCAGAUGUUGUCUGAAGGUCAUGCACACACAUGGAGGCCACACACACAUGGAGGCCACACACACUACUGAGCCUCAUUUAGACUGAGGAAAUUGACUGAAUCAAUCUGUCAUGUUGUUUUAAACUUUCAUAGUGAGCAUGAAUCCAAAUCCAGAUUUCCAAAAUGAAAUAAUGUUGAUUUACAAUGAUCAUUUAUGUUAUUUUCUUCUCAUUCAAUUUCACUGUGAUAAUAAUAAAGAUUUUCAAUUAGAAUAUUUAAUUAAUUGAGUUCUAGGAUGUUAUUUUAAUGUUCACUUUAAUUUUGUGAGCGGUGUAUAAAACUGUUUGCACAGGUCCAAACAUUUUCUUUGUACAUUCUCAUCAUUUUAGAAUUGAGGAUUUGUGAAUAAAUGACAAACUCCAAACUUUUCAUGCCUUAAAAUCAAUUGAAGUCUGAGCUGAAGGUGUUACAGCAGCAUUAUAAAAACCUUAGAGAGUGAUGUGUCUUAUUUUAUUGAUCAGAUAGCCAAAGAUAACGAGUAUGAUGGAUCAAACUCUAGUUUGUCUAAAACUACAAAUUAAAAACAAUAUAUAUAUAUAAAAAUACAAGCUUUUAUGCACUUUUAAGUAUGUACUAUGAUGUUAGAAGUGACACAGGCAAACCUCAUGAUGUAAAUGUGAAAAAGAACUUAAGUCCAUCUUGAAGAAAAUGGAUCCAUGCUGGCAACAACAUUUCAUGGCACUCAGUCCAGUGGACCAUAAAUCCUGCUGGACUCUAUGGCUGCACAUCAAGGAGGAAAACAGAAAGACCUUUGACCUUUUCAUUAGAUCAACAAUAGGUUUUAUCAGCAAAGAGAAAUUGUCAAAAUUGGAAUGAUAGUGUUGUUAAGUAAAUAAUGUCAAUGUGAAUAUGUUGAGUUUUAUUAAGUCAGAAUAAAAGUCAGAAGGUGAAAACUGAUUGGAGUCAGAGAUGGAGAAGUUAAAGGAGAAUUGCAAAGCCUUAGAGAGAAGAGUUGUUGUACAGAUGUCCAGAGAUGAUUAAUAUUAUUACAAUAAUAAUAAUAAUAAUAAUAAUAAUAAUAAUAAUAAUAAUAAUAACUACUUAUUAGGAUGUCAAAAUGUGUCAGAUUGUUGGGGAUUAAAAACAACAAAAUAAUAGUUUUAAUGCAGCUGGUUUGAAUUGGACAAAGUAUAUUUUAAUAAUCAUGUACAAACAAAGCUCUUCUGUAAUUUAAUCAACUUUACCUGUUUUAAUUAUGAAUUACAUUGAUGAUAAAGUCAGGUAGAGUCAAUUAAAGAACAAAAACAAAAGUUAAAGUUGAUGGUAUUGAAUUGAUGCAGGUUUCCUGCUUUGUAUUACAAACCUCAGGCGAAAGUAUCGGUAUGCCAAGUAGUGGAAACCAGAGUUACAAAUUAGUAGAAUAAUUUCAAUGAGGAAACCUGCAUUCUUGAGUUUGGGAGCCUGUUAAGAAGGAAGAUCAUACCAUUGAUUGUGUUGGGGAUUUACCCCAGACCCAUGGAGGAAAAGGACUGAACUGAACACAGAACAAGGAACUGGUAAAAAACUCUGAAUGCACAGCUUCACCCCAGUGGUAUGAUGAUCAUGUCCUUAACUGUAAACAGAUUAGAUCCAGUUGUUUCACUUAAAUCCAAAAGUGAAAGUAGAAUCAAGGAUAUAAAAGGAGUUGGCUGCUGUCCAGCUCUCAGACAGAACUGCUGCUCUACAGAGUCGCUGCACUACAGAACUUCCUUCAAGGUAAGUGUUUUGAUUAUGUUAAUAAAGCAUCUCUUUAUGAAGGUUGAUUCACUUAUAUAACUGAAUAUAAUUUUUUAUUGAAACAUAUAUAUAUGUUAGUAAUGCUACGAUCAGGUUUUUGCUUCUGAUCACAGUCACCAGUGAGAGGCAAUCACUGAUCAAUGCUGAUCACCUGGAUUGGAUGUAAAUUUUUCGCUUUAGGUAUAAAUGCUACUACAGUGGUUUGACUGGUGGAUUCUAUUUAUCAUCAUCAGUUAUUUAGGAUGACAUUGGAUCAUUUCAGAGAUCCUCACUGAACUUCUGGAGUGAAUUGGCUGCACUGAAAGUAAAGGGUUCGAAUAAUAUUGCACGCCCCACUUUGCAGUUUUUAUUUGUUAAAAAAAGUUUAAAAUAUGUAAUAAAUUUUGUUCCACCUCACGAUUGUGUCCAACUUGUUGUUGAUUCUUCACAAAAUAAUAAAAACUUUAGAUCUUUCUGUCUGAAGCCUGAACUGGCAAAAGGUUGAAAAGUUCAAGGGGGGCGAAUCCCUUCGCAAGGUUCUGUAUGUGAUCAGGAAAAAUGGGAAAAAUUUACCUAAUGUAAACAAACCAUGCAAAAUACUUGCAGGCACAAUACAUCAGAUACUCAGUCAAAAGAACAACUGAAAAACCUGCAAUUAGUUAAUAUUUGACAGUAAUGUUCACAGUACCCUAAGUUAUGCAUGAGUCAAAUCAAUCUCAAAACACUGCCUAUAUCAAAUACUGUCAACGUAAAAUGCAGGUUGCAUCAAAAUAAACAAUCAAAAAAUUACUAAAUCAGAACUUCCAGAGAGCAUGGCUAGCUGAUUAAUGCUGGUUCUGACUGGUUAUUUCUGACCUCGCUGAGUAAUUCUGCAGACUGCCAAAUGGAGGCAGAGGAAAUGUUUUUUUAUUAUUAUUUCAGAGAUUAUCUGUUUAAUGUUAGGACAUAACAAAAGUUUAUGUAAAAUCUUUUUUGCUUAAGUUACAUUCUGCAGCUUGAAGCAGAUGUUUGGUGUGAGAGUUCACUGCUGGGUGGAGUUUAAACGGUGCUACAUCUGUGAAAUAUUACUACCAAUCCUAACUUGUUGACUUAAAUUAUUUUUCAGGUUACUUGCUUAGCUUUCUGACCAUCAUGCUCUUCCAGCCUGAUCCAUUCAUGUGGAGACAGUAGAGCACAAAAAUUGCAGUUAACUUCGUAUCUUCCCAACACCUGAUGGCAAAAUGGACAUCUUGACUCUGAUCUAUAUCUGUAUGGUAUACAUCGCAUUACUACUGAUAGGUCAACUCAAAUCUCGUAAACCCCCAGAGCGAACCCGUCAGAAUCCAAAAGGAAGUCCAACAGAAAGAACAGAGACAACCAAUCAGCAUGACUGUGAUAAUAAAGAGUCCGCUCCCACAACGAAGGGAACCAGCACUGGAGGUGAAUCUGAGACUCUUAAUGGAGAGACAAGAGAGGAACCUUCAUCAACAUCUGCUGAGUCUGAUGACAAGCCAAAGGAUGGUACAGAUGGUGAAGAGACAAGCUGCAUAAAUACUCAACACAACUGUGAUGAGAAAGUUUCCGCUCACACAAUGGAGGAACCCAGCACUGAAGAUAAAUCGGAGGCUCCUAAUGGUGAGAGAGGAGAGGAACCUGCAUCAACAUCUGCUGAGUCUGAUGUUAACAAUCCAAAUGCUGCUACAGAUGAUAAAGAGAUAAACAAUCAGCAUGAGUGUGAUAAUAAAGAGUCCGCUCCCACAACGAAGGGAACCAGCACUGGAGAUGAAUCUGAGACUCUUAAUGGAGAGACAAGAGAGGAACCUUCAUCAACAUCUGCUGAGUCUGAUGACAAGCCAAAGGAUGGUACAGAUGGUGAAGGGCCCGACUUGACGCUUUUGGAGGAUCUGGGAUUGCAUCAGUUCUACAAGGAGAAACUGUCACUCAGCAAGAUACUGGAGAUCAAUGAGAAGAUCAUCAAUGAUGAGCCUCCAAAGUGUAAAUCUGAUCUUCCAUUGUAUUUUCUUAAGAAACUAAUGAUGGUGAAUGUAACAGCUAGAAAGAUAAAAUGCACCUCAGAUUCCAAGUCCAACAGUGAUGAUACAUUAAGUGAUCAGUGUGAUUUUAAUUAUCUAUUCGCAAGUCUUAAUGUGAAUGACUCUCUAAAUCCUCUUGAUAUAAUCACUGCUCUCUUCCUGUGUUCUGAUGGUUUUGUCCAUCAAGAAUUCGCUCUAAAAAUGUCCAUGUGUCAGUUCUCUGUUCCUCUGCUGCUUCCUAACUGUGAUACACAGCAGUGCACCCUCAUGCUGUGGGCCAUGAGAGACAUUGUUAAGAAGUACAGACCUUCAAAUCUUUCAGAAUCAAAAGGCUUCAUAGAAGAAAGAAUAGCUCUUUCUGAACUUCCAAUGAUCUCAUUUGUGAGACUGGGUGAGUGCUCUCUGUCCAAAUCAGAGAUCCUCAAUAAACUUCUGAGUAACUCUGAGCAAUACCAUGACACCUUUGUUCACCACAACAUGGAGUGUGGAGACAGUCCGAGAAGAAUAUCCAAUGGACUGACUGAAAUGACCUGGUACCUUCCCUGUGGAAACAAAAACAUGGACAUCUUCAGUGAACCAGUUGCUAUAGCUAACCUUCGUGGAGACAUUGCUUCAUUUGAAACUCAAUUCUCCUUUUUGUGUCAAACAUCUGCUGCAGUUUUUGUUUUCUUUGACCUGCUGGACUCUGAGUGUGAACUACCGACUAUCAAAAACCACAAAGCACAAAUCUAUUUGGUGGGAAACCAAAAAAACAAGAGCCUUACUCCAGAUGUUCUGAAGAAAGUAGCAACCAGUCUGGGUUUAACAAAAAACAGUAUAAUUAUGAAAACUAGAAAAACAAAUGAUGCAGAUUUUGUCAAAUGUUUGAAGGAAAUUGUGAGCAGUGUACUUGCCAAACCACAGUUGAAGAUGUCAAUAGAGCAGAUGGCUGAAGUUGCUCAUGAAUUAAAAAUUCCAGUUGAUGAAGAUUCUCCAGAGUGCCAGGCUGGAAAGAAAAAUGCAGAUGCCAUCGCUGCAGAGAUAAAAGAUACUUUUCAAUUCAAAGAAAAUCAGUUUCCCUUGCAAGGUCAAAUAUGGAAGGAACUGACAUUUUUGGAAAAGGAAGAAUCUCGUCUCCGAAAAGUUGGUUCUGAAGACAUAGAAAACUAUAAGAGCAAUCUUAAAAAGAAAAGAGAAGAGCAACGUAAAAAACAAAAUUCCUAUGCAAUGUCAAGUGUAAUGACGUGUUUCAUUAGUGCAAUAUCCAGCCCACAUAGAGAAAGGUGUUACUUUCUGAAAUGGAUAAGAAUGAACCUCGACAACUUGUCUAGAACAAAACUUUCUGGCCUUAGGGAGCUUUACAAGGAAAAAUGCAAAGAUUCUGAAAACAAACAAGAGAUCAAAGAAAUCGACCAACAACUUUCCAGCAGCUCACUGGGAGUUGAGCACUUCUUCCGUGAAAUGGGUCAGAUCUAUGAAGCUUCUCUUUACCUUCCAGAAACAGAUCCAUCAUGUCAACAGCUGCAACAUCUGCCCAAACUCUGUGCUCAGUUGUUGCUGGAUGGAUUUCCUCUUGAGCUUGUAGAUGGAGAUGCUUCCAACAUUCCUCUCAGAUGGGUGAGUGAUGUUCUCUCUCAGCUCAAUGACUUGGUGUCUCCAAAGAACAAGAUCCUGGUCGUCACAGUUCUUGGAGUUCAGAGCACAGGGAAGUCCACUCUCCUUAACACCAUGUUUGGAGUCCAGUUUGCAGUCAGCAGUGGUCGAUGCACUAGAGGUGCCUUCAUGCUGCUCAUCAAAGUCAAUGAAGACUUCAAGAAAGUUCUCAACUGUGACUUCAUGAUGAUCAUCGACACUGAAGGCUUAAAGUCACCAGAGCUAGCACAGCUGGACAACAGCCAUGAGCAUGACAAUGAGCUGGCAACACUUGUUGUUGGUCUGAGUAAUAUCACCAUUAUCAAUAUUGCAAUGGAGAAUUCAACAGAGAUGAAAGACAUCCUGCAGAUAGUGGUGCAUGCUUUCCUCAGGAUGAAGGAGGUCGGCAAAAAGCCUCAAUGUCAGUUUGUUCACCAGAAUGUUUCUGAUGUUUCAGCUCAUGACAAGAACCUGAGAGACAGGAAGCUGCUGUUAGAACAGCUGAAUGAGAUGACCCAGGCAGCAGCUAAAAUGGAGAAAAGAGAAGAGAACAAGAGCUUCACUGAUGUGAUGGAGUAUAAUCCAGACACUGGGAACUGCUACGUUCCUGGACUCUGGAAUGGAAACCCACCAAUGGCUCCAGUCAAUGCAGGAUACAGUGAGACUGUCUAUGAACUCAAGAAAAACAUCAUCCAACAGCUGGGAAAGUGUGAGUCAACUUCUAAUAACAUCUUGGAGUUCACAGAGUGGAUAACCAGCCUGUGGAACGCAGUAAAACAUGAAAACUUCAUCUUUAGCUUCAGAAACAGCCUGGUGGCUGAUGCUUACAUGAGGCUCUGCACAGAGUACAACCAAUGGGAGUGGGAGUUCAAAAAGGAAAUGUACAAAUGGGUUACCACAGCAGAAACAAGAAUUUCCAAUUUUGGUUCAUUUACUGCAACAUCUGAAAUAUCUGACAUGAAUGAAUUCAUGACCGAGUUGAAAAGUGAAGCAAUCACAGAGCUGACCAAGUGGGAAACAAAGAUCCUUGACAGUCUGAAGAAAUACUUUGAUCAGCCAGAAGGUCAUGUUUAUCUGGUUGAAGGAUACAGAGAGGAAUUCUCCAACAGCAUUAAGAGUCUUCGACGACAAACUGAAAGAUCAGUGUUCAACCAGAUCACAGCAGCAGCUGAUAUUAAGAAGGGAUUGAAAGAACUCGACAAAAUCAGGGCCACUUAUACAGAAAAAAUUGAGAAAGCAGUUUGUGAUUUAAUUAAUGAAUAUCAUGAGAAGAAACUUCCAAUGACUGACAAAGAGCUUGAUGAAAGUUUUAAUAAUAUGUGGACUGAAACACUGAAAACCUUGUCUUUCUCUGAACAGCAAACUUCAAAUAUCUUCACCAGUGUGUCCCAUCAGUUACAAACAAAUCUUUCUCCUAAGGGAAGCCAUGCAUGUGAACUGCUGAGUAAAAAAAAAAUCAAAAACUGUGGACUGGAGCCUUUCAUUUACACACCCAAAGGAUUAAUAGACAACUUUAAAGGAUGGUUUACAAAGCAUAAAAAAGAAAGACAAGAAAUUGCUGACAGCAUCAUAUCUGCUUGCAAUGACUCUAUAAGUGAUAAAAUCACGAGAAAAACCAAUUAUCAUGAUACUUACAUCCAGGAGAUUCUUCACAUCAUUGAUAAGAGGCUGAACAAAACUGAUGUUGACAUAGACAUUGAGUUUGAAGUGUCUCUGAAACAACACAUCUGUGGAUCUGCAGCCAGAAAGUUUCAGAAAAUGCAUGAAGAAUUUAUACAAGAAAAUGAUCCUUAUAAAUGUCUGCAGAAAAACAAGGAAAGGUUUUGCACAGAUUUCAAAGAUGUCUUCCACAAACGAGAUCAAUGCCAGAAGAAAGCUGAAGAAUUCACAAACCAAAGUCUGAAACCUGCUGUUGAAAACUUCAUCUAUCGUUCUCUUGGUCUUGAUAUUGUUGACAAAAUGAUGACAAAAGAGGAGUUUAGCACACGAAUGUCCUUCCAGUAUUCAAUUUUACUGGAUCUGAUUUCAAAGGGUGACUUCAACAGCUUUAAGGAGUACGUUUGUUCAUAUGAAGUUUACGUAAAAUCAUGGACAUCUAAUAGAAUUAAGGAGCAUUUCUCCUCUCAGUCUAAUGUCUGUGAGUUAGAGGACAAACAUCUUAAGUCCUGCAUCGACCACAUAAAUGCUGCCAUUAAAAAGGCAAAAACAGAAAAGACUGACAGUCUCAGAACAUUUGUUGUCAAGAUCUGCACAGAACUUGGUGAUAAACUGGUAAUUUCCCAGGAUGCUCUUGAUGCCUUCAUGGUUCUGAACAAUGCUGACCAGAAACAGUUUGCUCUCUGGCUCAACAAGUGUGUGGAGGAAAUGACAGAAGCUCUUAGAGAAAAGUUUAAAAACACAGAGUUUGACUCUAAACUCUCACGGCUCCAUAUGAAACCAGAGAAUGAGCUUUUCACCAGAGUGAUUGGUUGUGGCAACCAGUGUCCAUUCUGCAAAAUAUCCUGUGAUGCAGGUGGAGAAGACCACACUCAACACUUUGCUUCUUUGCAUCGACCUAAUGGAUUAGGUCAGUACAGGUAUGUAUACACUGGGAAACUCACGACUGACAUCUGCUCUUCUCUUGUUAUCAGUGACAAUCGUUUCAGCUGCAGUGACACAAAGAAUCAAUGGCAUCCUUACAAAGAAUACAGGCAGAUUUACCCAGACUGGAAUAUUCCUCCAGAUGUGAGCCUUGAGGCAUCAGAUUAUUGGAAAUAUGUGAUGAACAAGUACAACAAGGAAUUUGCUGAAGCAUACCUUGCAAAGCCUGCUGACAUUCCUGAUGCUUGGAAGGAAAUCACAAAAGAACAGGCAGAGAAAAGCCUCAAGAAAUCAUUCAGCAUGAAGUGAAACCAUAAUUCAUGUUUAGUUGUAAGAACACAAUUGGUUCUUGCAUGUAGAGUUAUUUUUGUCCUUUUUUUGAAAGGCCCAAUUUAAAAAUAAGGGGCAAAUUUACACGUUGGUUCACCCCUUUUACGAAAGCCAAAACAGCUUUGGCCUAAUUUACUGUAGCUCCUUAUUUUCUUCAUUGAUCAUUUAUCAUUUUAGCAUUUCGUCAUUCUAUUAUUUUAUUAACUUGUGUUUGCAACAUAUUUUGUCUGAAAAUAUCUAAACUCUUGUUGAAAGAAUGUGUGUUUGCUACUACAUUAGAUGGAUAAUUGGAGAGUUUCAGUACAAAUUUAUUGUUCAUUGUUAACGACUCAAUGAAAUAAAUUCUCCAUUGUUAUUACAUCAUUCAGUGGGUGAUUGCUGCAAAGUCAAUCACUGGAUGCAUUUACUGAGUUUCCUUAGAUACAAAACGUUUCACCAAAUGAAAUACCAAUCUGAACGCAGCUGAUUGGGUCAAAUUAGAAUAUAUUUAAUUUUAAAUCUGUUGAUCUGAUGUGGUUGAACUGAUUAUGUAUUUCUGUAUAUUAAAUGGAUCUGUUUUGUAUUCCAAAUUAUCUUGAGAUUACAUUUGCUAUGAAUUAGUGCUAGAACAAUAAACUUAAUUGAAUUAAGGUUGAUGUCAAAUUAUUUUUGUUUUGGUUAUUUUUGCUGUAUGGGUGCAGGAAUGUUAUGAAAUAAAUGUUCUUAUAUAUAUUUAAUUUGUUUGAUUGGCAUAUUCAGUGUCAUUUCCAGAUAAAGUGUUUUGUUUGCAUAAAAAUGUCAUUUAUUUUUUUCCUUUUUAUCAUUUUGUCACAUUCAUAAGGAUUUAGGGUUUAUAAACAUCUAGUUCUGGGUUUUAUCUUGAGUUUAUCUCAGACUUCAUUCAAAUGUAUUUAGGUUUUCAUCCUCAGCAUUUUUCAUCAAAUGUAACAGAAAAAUUCAAUUAAACUCAAUUCAAAGUUUUUAUGACUUACUUUUUGUCAGAUCUCUCUAGUACUGUGCUGACUUGAUGUGUCGUUGUGCUAAUUAUGUUAAAUGUUUGUUUUUUAUUUCUAACUAAAUGUCUCAGCAGCUGAUGCUCUUUUCUUCUGUAAACAAAUGGAAAGCUGAUCAUUUUUGGUUAAAAUGAAUUAUAUUCAAUAA